CACUGGACAAGUGAACAGUGGUGUUUUAACUGUACUGCAGAUAUUGUAAAUAUUCUUCUGUCCUUUCCCCCUCAGCAAACUCUGGAUCCCAUUGAUGAAGUUGCUGCAUUGAUAGCUGCCACUGUUCACGAUGUGGAUCAUCCAGGUCGAACAAAUUCAUUUCUGUGCAAUGCAGGAAGCGAACUUGCCAUUUUAUAUAAUGACACUGCUGUGUUGGAAAGUCAUCAUGCAGCUUUGGCCUUCCAGAUCACCAUACGAGAUGAUAAGUGCAAUAUUUUUAAAAACAUGGAGCGAAAUGAAUAUCGAACCCUCCGACAAGCCAUUAUUGACAUGGUCCUGGCCACAGAAAUGACCAAGCACUUUGAGCAUGUCAACAAGUUUGUCAACAGCAUCAACAAACCGUUGGCUGCCCUCGAAGAGAAUGGGGGUGCAAAUGGAGAUAGUGAUUCCCUCAAAAAUGUCCUCACAUCUCCUGAAAAUCGAAUCCUGAUCAAGCGGAUGCUAAUUAAGUGCGCUGAUGUCUCCAACCCGUGUCGGCCUCUGGAACAGUGCAUUGAGUGGGCAGGUCGCAUCUCUGAGGAAUAUUUUGCACAGACAGAUGAAGAGAAAAGGCAAGGCUUGCCAGUUGUGAUGCCAGUUUUUGACAGAAAUACUUGUAGUAUCCCCAAGUCACAAAUAUCGUUCAUUGAUUAUUUCAUCACUGACAUGUUUGACGCUUGGGAUGGUAAGCUGUCUCUUCAUCUACUUCUAACUGGGAUCCCCCAUUAGGAAGGGUCGGCCAACUGCCUCAAGUGGCAGAUGCUGGUGGGGGACAACAGUAACAGAAUCCUGACCAUACCUCUUGAUUCUUCCCAGCCAUUCCCUCUGUUAGAAGAUAGAGUGGGUGUACUUCAUAGGCUGUCCCACACUUCCUAAAAUAUUCUGCCUUUAAGUGUCUUGGAGGGCAUUGUCUCAUCACCAGCACUGAUGCAAAAAUUCAGCUGCCAAUGUGGUCUCCUUUGGACAAGAUAGUGGGAUCCUGUCCUUUGCUUCAAAGGGCAAAAUACCUUGGUCUUGCUUGCAGUAGAAAGUCAAGCACAAAGAUUGAGAAAGUUGCUUUACUGGACCCAAACUCCCAAAAUUUUAGUAGCUGUGCUGAUUGAUUGUGUGAUUUGGGGAGUUUUAACCCAGAUAAAUAACUUUUUUCCAGCUCAGUUCAAGAGUAUAUGGCAUGAUUUCACAUCAUAAUGAAGCAGAUGUGGAGGACUCCCUUCCUUGUUCUAGUAGGCUGGAACCUUUAGACUCAUCCAGUUUAAUUCACUCUCUUUAGGAGCCAAAUAGAAUGGUUAAGAAUGCAAUAAGGGCCCUGCGGGAUUAUCCAGGCUUUACCAGC
Messenger RNA from Sceloporus undulatus (fence lizard), 1372 nucleotides. RefSeq names its product high affinity cAMP-specific and IBMX-insensitive 3',5'-cyclic phosphodiesterase 8A-like. The record is from RefSeq and is a predicted model, not a curated record. Gene Ontology annotation, biological process: signal transduction; positive regulation of ERK1 and ERK2 cascade; cellular response to epidermal growth factor stimulus. Gene Ontology annotation, molecular function: 3',5'-cyclic-AMP phosphodiesterase activity. The transcript has 4 exons. The annotation marks the transcript as partial. Lineage: Eukaryota; Metazoa; Chordata; Lepidosauria; Squamata; Phrynosomatidae.